Closterium sp. NIES-67 is the source of this 917-nucleotide messenger RNA. The record is from the annotation of a GenBank genome assembly. NCBI's taxonomy places the organism in Eukaryota, Viridiplantae, Streptophyta, Zygnematophyceae, Desmidiales, Closteriaceae.
CCAACUCAAGUUCAGCCCAUCCCCAACAGCUCCUAGAUUCGACACACGCCAAUUUUUUUUCUGCUGCGACAAAUUCCUGAGUCUCAGCGACAGACCGAUCACUUCCUGCGCCAUGACGACCCCCAUCUCUCACUCAACCCUGAUCUUCGUCGUUCUCGCUGGAUGUGCAAUUAUCGCGUCUGCGAUUCAGGCACCCAAGUCUCUUUCGCCGUUCGACGAAGCCGUUCAGAAGCUGAAUAACUCGGGUUACACCAGCUUCGUCUCCCUCGUCAGCGCAUAUGGAAAGAUGAAGCAGGUCAAGGCGGCUCUCUCCCAGCCGCUCACCAUGCUUGUCCCCAGCAACGCCGCGAUCGCCAAGGUCAAGAUAACGAGUUACUCUACAGCGCAGCUGUCCACAAUCGUCAUGUUCCACGCGAUCAAAGGCGUCACUCCCUUCCAGAAGCUGCGAAGCCUCCCGAAGAACACCACGCUUCCGACUCUCUCCACCGACCUCAAGUCCAAGAAGACUCAGUCUCUAACGAAGCUCUCCCCGCCGAAGGCGCGCUGGGUGGCCAUCCAGGGCAAGGCGGGGAGCAAGCUGAUGAUCACUAAGGGUGACUUUUACCUUAAAGCCGGGAAGCUGGCGGUUCACACCACGGACGCGAUUGUGUUUCCCGUGGGAAUGAAGUGAAGCGGCGAUGAUCGAGGAGCGGCUACAAAUCUGGUGGCCGGCUAAUAAUCGGGAGGGCAUUUCUAGGUCAGGGUGCGAAAACUUCAAACAUUGGCGUUAAUAAGUGACGGUGGAUUGAAGGAUGAUUACAGGCACCGUAGGAAUGGGCGAAUAGCACGUUUUUGCAAAAGGUGGGCAUUCUUAGUCGAUUAAGUUAUGCAAUUGUGAAGUAAGUCCUAAACGAGCAGAAAUGCAAUGCUUGGCAUUA